CGGCGCAGCGCAUUGUGGGGCGGAAGAGGAGAGUCACCGCUCUGCUAGGGCCGCCAUCUUGCCUGCGUCCGGACUUGCUCCCGCUUUCGGGGCCUCCUCCUCCUCCUCCUCGCAGCGCGGAGCAGCGGGAAGGGAGAGGACGAGGGGCCCGCCCGGGCGGCGCCGAUGCGUGCGGAGCCUCCCCGCACCUCUCCCGGGCGCCGCUAGCGGAAGGGGACGGGGGCGGCCGGGCGGUCGCCGGCGCGGCCUCUCCUCUCCUCCCCUCCUCUGCCGGGAUGGGCCGGUCUCGCAGCCGGAGCUCGUCCCGCUCCAAGCACACCAAGAGCUCCAAGCACAACAAGAAGAACCGGAGCCGAUCGCGGUCCCGCUCCCGGGAGAAGGAGCGGGCGCGGAAACGCUCCAAGUCCCGGGAGAGCAAGCGGAACCGGCGCCGGGAGUCGCGCUCCCGCUCCCGCUCCAACACGGCCCCCUCCUCCCGCCGCGACCGGGAGCGAGAGCGCGACCGCGCCUCCUCCCCGCCCGACCGCAUCGACAUCUUCGGGCGCACGGUGAGCAAGCGCAGCAGCCUGGACGAGAAGCAGAAGCGGGAGGAGGAGGAGAAAAAAGCGGAGUUCGAGCGGCAGCGGAAAAUUCGUCAACAAGAAAUUGAAGAGAAACUCAUAGAGGAAGAAACUGCUCGAAGAGUGGAAGAGCUUGUGGCUAAACGUGUAGAAGAAGAGUUGGAGAAAAGGAAGGAUGAGAUUGAGCGAGAGGUUCUCCGCAGGGUGGAGGAGGCUAAGCGCAUCAUGGAAAAACAGUUGCUCGAAGAACUCGAGCGACAGCGACAAGCUGAACUUGCAGCACAAAAAGCCAGAGAGGAAGAAGAGCGUGCAAAGCGUGAGGAACUAGAGCGAAUACUAGAAGAGAAUAACCGAAAAAUUGCAGAAGCACAAGCUAAACUGGCUGAAGAACAAUUGAAAAUUGUUGAAGAACAAAGAAAGAUUCAUGAGGAGAGGAUGAAACUAGAACAAGAGAGACAACGUCAGCAAAAGGAAGAGCAAAAAAUUAUCCUGGGCAAAGGAAAGUCUAGGCCAAAACUGUCCUUCUCACUAAAAAGCCAGGAUUAAAUUGCAACUCUGAACUCUUAAAAGAAAAAAAAGAAACAAAAAAACCCAACAAAAAAGGAAAACAAAAAGAAACUUUGUAUGGUAGCUUCAUGUUGAAGUGUUUUUUGGUUUUUUUUUCUCUCAAAAUUUUUUUUUUUGUCUUUUUUGAAAGUCUGGAAAGUUAGCUUGUUCUAAUAGGGGCUGUGCUCUGCAAUUCUUAAUUUUUUUUAAACUUCCAUUAAGUUAAACCCUUAUCAGAUCAUUGUUGCCUUUUAGAGGGUAAUCUGUUCUCAUCAAUUUUGUUUCCGUAUUAGUGGUCUGAAGCAGAUCAGGUCACUUUAUGAAUCGUGGAUGAUCUGAUAAGGUUUUACUGACCUACGCAUCAGAGUUUGACUCUGAUAAUUGACAGAAAUUUAUACUGGGUAUUGCUGACUUUUAAUUUUUUUUUUUUUUUAAAGUCAGUAAAUACAUGAGUAAAUUGCCAUAGUAUUACUGGACCUCUGUGGUUUAUUGUUAAAUCAGUGUCCUAUGAUACUGUCCCAUUGUUGCGCUUGAUGUUCCUGAUACAGGUAAGGAAAUAGUUUGUCACUUCUGCUAUGAAUACAUAGAGAGAGUUCAGUAUUGUCUCUGUUAGAUUUGUUUUUAUUACAUUGACAGCAUUCAACCAGCGUUCCCCAUUGUGUAAAUAAACCAAUUUGCUGAAUAAAGUGAAAGUCUUAAAUUCAUAUGUUUAAGUAAAUUUUUUUAGUACACUUCUAUAAACGGCUAUAAGAGUGACAGUUCACAUUAUUAAAUUCAAAACUAUAGUGGUAUUUUUUAAAUUUUGCUUUAAACUAUUGUGGCUUCUCCUACUUAUAAUGCAAAAUUACACAUAGUAAAAAAAUCCCUGCAGUUGUGAAUGUUUUUGAUGGCUGCUGCUGUUUUCAUGAAUGUUGGUUUUUAUUCUGACAGAGACUUACUUCAGCUGUAGUAUCAUGUUCAAGCAGCUGUUUGGCUUACUGCACCCAGACCAAUACUUCCAUAUCUAAUCCCCUUCAGUUCACCUCAUAAUAUAGUAUAUUGUAUAAAUUAAGGUCGUUACCACAUAAUGAAUCUGAUGGAUCCUAAAGGAUUUAAAAAUGGAACUUUUUUCCCAAAGGACUGGACCGGCUAGCAUACUCGAAGUGAAAAACAGGAAGUGAAAUUCUGUCUAAAUGUAUUGUUUUAGCCAGAAAGCAACUGUUAUUCAUAUACAGAUCUUGAAUGUUAUCCAUUUAUAUAUACAGGUUUUAUUUUGAAAAAUGAAACUACAGAUUGAAAACUAUAUAUAAAAGUCCCCUUUUGUAUAUAAUUCUUCUAACAAAACCUGGAUUACUAUAGCUUGUCCAGUUCUAAAACUUUCUUUUUCCUGUCAGCGUGCAACAUCUCUAGUAACCGUAAAAUGAAAGUUACCGGUAGUUGCCUGAGCAUUUGAAUGUCACUGGACAAAGGUGGAAAUAAUUCCUGAUAUUCCCAAAGGAUCUGUUUCUGUAGAUUUGGCAAAUUAAAUGUGGGAGCAAGUUAAGUGUGCCACUGCAAGCAGUGUUCAACAUGCUUUGUAUGAAACCCGGGCUUGGGGGCCGACCGAUAUGUAUUGCUUUGUCCAGUAUGUCAAGAAAAAUGUGAAGACAGUAAAAUACCUACACUAUUACUGUACUUAAAUUUGUCUAUAUAUUGUAUUACAAAAGAAGGUUGAAGGUUGCUUAACGCAUAGAAGCAAAAACUGAAGCCAAGUAAAUCAUGUACAUGACCUGUUGGCAGGAGCAGGCUGUAUUUAAAGCUCAACUGAUACCUGUAUUUCUAAAACAGAAAACAUCCCCUGUUCCCUUAUGAGAAACAAGCUAUUAAAAGUCAAUACUCAAAACAGA
Molecule: messenger RNA, 2971 nt
Organism: Harpia harpyja (harpy eagle)
Lineage: Eukaryota; Metazoa; Chordata; Aves; Accipitriformes; Accipitridae
Gene: ARGLU1
Product: arginine and glutamate rich 1
Exons: 4
Coding region: 276-1106 (276 amino acids)
Cellular component (GO): mitochondrion; nucleoplasm
Molecular function (GO): cadherin binding
Source: RefSeq, a predicted model, not a curated record